Molecule: messenger RNA, 1554 nt
Organism: Mycena indigotica
Lineage: Eukaryota; Fungi; Basidiomycota; Agaricomycetes; Agaricales; Mycenaceae
Product: F-box domain-containing protein
Exons: 3
Coding region: 1-1554 (517 amino acids)
Molecular function (GO): protein binding
Source: RefSeq, a predicted model, not a curated record
AUGCCGACGACUUCAACCCUCACCUACACUAUCGUUCAACAACCACAACCUCGCCAACUCUAUCACUUUCACCCGACAUUCUUUGGGCUCAAACAAGAGCAGCCUGUAUUGUCAUCGCCGCCGCAGUACCUCUUGCGUCUACCACAAGAGCUGCUCGAUGAGAUACUGUCUGAGUUGGAUCAUGUGGACCUCGUGGCCGUCGCCCUCGUUUCACGGGCGUGCAGCGCUUUGGUGAUUCCCAGACAUACGGAGUACCGGGUCAUUCGCACGAGGCAUUUGUUGCCUGCGAUGUGGGCCCAUUUGGCUAGGCGGGCUGAUCUUGCGAGGAAUAUUCGGGAGGUCCACAUCGCUGAGCGAAGCAAUCGGACAACAUCGGAUCGGAUUCCACGGACGCUGUUGUUGGCAGAGGGCAAGGGGAAUCUUAGCGGCAAGGAUUUGGUGGAGGCGAAUCGAGUGCGGAAUAUAUGUGCUGCGCUGGGCCACAUGCAAAAUCUCCACACUUUCACAUGGAGCUGGGAGGUCAGCCCGCCUGCAGCACCGACGGUCGAACCAGGCAUGGAGAAUGCUGUCCUGAAUGUGCUUUUAACAAAAACCCCGCUUCGCCGACUGGGGCUGGCUGGCUUGUUUGGCUUGCAUGCACCAACAAGAAUGGCCGACCCGGAAAGUCUGGGCUACCCGCUAUGGAGGUUUGGGGGACUACGGAGUCUCGCAUUACGGGGUCAGGCUUGGAUAAGACCAGCCAACGCGAUGCAUGUGAAACGAAUGCUAUCACAAUCAUUGGAUCUGGAGGCGAGCAUGACAUACCUCGAACUACCGAUGGAACUAGCAGCAACACUUGCUGAGCUCAAAUUUCCUUCUCUUACACACCUCAAUCUUUUCCUCGACUCUGGCGCAGUCCGUACGCUAGACACACACGUUGUCCGAUUCCUUGCUGCCCAUCCCCACCUCACACAUCUCUCAUGGACACCGUUGGGGCAAGUCUACCUCUCCCCAACAGCACUUCCGUCUCUUCGUGCUUUGCAGUCGACUGUUUCUGUGAUCUCAAUGCUCGAUGGAUGUUCUCAUCUCGAGUCGCUUGAUAUAUAUCAACUUGAUCCUGCUACCCUAAUCGAACUUGCUGAAGCUGGAUUAAAUGGCGAGGCAGUCAGGCAGGUUCGUCUGCACUCAUUUGGGGACAUCGAGGAACUCCGUCAACUGGCGACACUUUUUCCAAAUAUUUCCUGGCUGUCGCUGCCGUCGCGAUAUACCAAUUUCUCGUUGGAUGAUUGGCUUGACCUUCUUCCGCGUUUCACAAAGCUCGAGGUAUUUCGUGGUCAGGGACUUUGGGCCGCCGUCACCCUCGAUAUGACCAAAAUGCAUGGCGUAAUCCUGCGUUUGGUCCAACUGUGUCCACAGUUGAGGGAGCUCGACCACUGCAGCCACAACCAGACACGCGGAGACUGGAAUCGAAUUCGCAUCAUUCGAGAAGGAAAAGAAGGCGAGUGCAUACGCUAUGUGGUCGAGCGACCACCUGCGAGACGGUGGUUUGACGCGCUGGAUGGCGCAUUUGACUAG